UUGAAAAAUGACGAUUUCAAAACUGCCCUACGUCAACAUAUAAAACAAUAUGUUCCAAUCAUCUUCAAGUCAAGCAAUCCCAAUGACCAAGAACUGACACAUGAAAGUAGAUUAUGCCAGAAGUUGAUGUUUAAUGUUUUUGAUCAAUUUAUUUGCAAUGGGGAUCCAAACAUUGUUUUCAAAGAUUUGAAAAAAAUGGAAGAACCUCGGGUAGUUUGCCUGAAAGUUUUUAAAUUAGGAGAGCCAACUUAUUCUUGUAGGUCAGUAACUUGUGGUAUGGACCCUACAUGCGUUUUAUGCGUUGAUUGCUUCCAAAAUAGUUCACACAAGCUCCAUAAAUAUAAGAUGUCUACAUCUGGUGGUGGUGGGUACUGUGAUUGUGGUGACCUCGAAGCCUGGAAAGCUGACCCUUUGUGUGAUCUGCAUAAGUUGGAGUUAGAGAAGGCAAUGAAAGAUGAGGUGUGUAUGUGUGUGAACUUAACUGAAGAGAUGAAGGCUCGCCUGGAAGCUCUCUUCUACCACUUGACUUACUACUGCAUGCAGAUGCUGACGAUGACACAUGAUUUCAUAACCCUUGAAGAUGACUUGCAACCAAAAGAGAAUGAAUCGAUUAUGGAGAGUAACAAACUGAUUACGAUGCUCUUCAACGAUGAGGUGCACACGUAUGACCAGGUAACCAGUGCCUUGAAGCAAGCAAUCAGUUGCAGCAAGCAUGUUGCCUACGAUAUUGCAACAACUGUUGAUAGAGAAGGCAGAUGUGUUGUAAAGGUAGGAAACAUGUCGGAAUGCUCAAGAGUCAAACAAGUUAUUGAGGUUGGUGUUGGCCAGAUCAAUGAAUUCUUCCCACUGAGUGUCCACAUCAUGAGUCCUUACGUUGUGGCCCAUCAGUCAUUUGCCUUGCGAGCCAUCGCUUGGAUGAAAGCUCUCUUUGAUGAUUACAGCGUUUUGAGAACUUAUUUUGCUGAACUGUCAAUGUCAAAGACCAAAUGGUGCAGCACAUCUCUGGUGGAAUGGUCGCUUAUGGAUGAAACAAAAAUGUGGAAAAAUGCCAGAUCACAGACGAGACAGCUUUUCAUGACAGGAAUAUUUUUGAAUUUGAAUCUGAAAAAAAGAUUUGCAGUUAUUUUUGCAAAGGUGUACGAUACAAUCAUACAAAGUUAUGUCAAAGAUGACUGUGACCACUCAAUCAGUGUUGUCUCAGAGAGCAUACAAUUGUUUACUGUGCCAUCAUUGGUUAUACGUUUUGUUGUCUAUCUUUGUGGCUGUUGUUGUCGCUGUUAUUGCUGCUGCCGCUGUUCGCGCUGCUGCUACUUCUACUAUUACUAA
Helobdella robusta is the source of this 1326-nucleotide messenger RNA. RefSeq lists its product as hypothetical. The transcript is spliced from 11 exons. NCBI's taxonomy places the organism in Eukaryota, Metazoa, Annelida, Clitellata, Rhynchobdellida, Glossiphoniidae. Gene Ontology annotation, cellular component: cytoplasm; ubiquitin ligase complex. Gene Ontology annotation, molecular function: zinc ion binding; ubiquitin protein ligase activity. The record is from RefSeq and is a predicted model, not a curated record. Gene Ontology annotation, biological process: ubiquitin-dependent protein catabolic process via the N-end rule pathway; protein ubiquitination. The annotation marks the transcript as partial.